Messenger RNA from Saccoglossus kowalevskii, 3261 nucleotides. Its product is annotated as acetylcholinesterase-like. Gene Ontology annotation, biological process: choline metabolic process; acetylcholine catabolic process. Gene Ontology annotation, molecular function: acetylcholinesterase activity. Lineage: Eukaryota; Metazoa; Hemichordata; Enteropneusta; Harrimaniidae. Gene Ontology annotation, cellular component: plasma membrane. The record is from RefSeq and is a predicted model, not a curated record.
AUGGAGUUGAAAUCGUGUUUACUGAUCGCUUCACUGUUUGUCUUGGCUGCUACCGCAGAUAGACCAAGAGUGGAUGUUUCUACCGGUACGUUGAUCGGCACUGUCACUGAGUUUAGCAACGAAUAUGUUGACGGUACACACACAGUGCAUGUGUACCGGGGUGUCCCGUAUGCUGAGCCACCUGUUGGCGAGCUGAGGUUUGCUCCACCGAAACCCAAAACACCAUGGGAAGGGGAAUACGAUGCUAAGGAUUUCAUCGCUGCGUGCAUACAACCAUGGACCCCAACGGUACCGAUCGAUAAGAUCCAAGAUGAAGAUUGUCUUCAUUUAAACGUGUUUGUACCGAAAACACAGGUUUUACACUCCAAAAGUUAUGAAUAUUAUCUGCUGAAGUUAUUUAACCGUGCAGGUUUAGUGGGUACUUUACAUAGCCGUGCAGGUUUAGUGGGUGCUUUAAAUAGCCGUGCAGGUUUAGUGGGUACUUUACAUAGCCGUGCAGGUUUAGUGGGUACUUUACAUAGCCGUGCAGGUUUAGUGGGUACUUUACAUAGCCGUGCAGGUUUAGUGGGUACCUUACAUAGCCGUGCAGGUUUAGUGGGUGCUUUAAAUAGCCAUGCAGGUUUAGUGGGUACUUUACAUAACCGUGCAGGUUUAGUGGGUACUUUACAUAGCCGUGCAGGUUUAGUGGGUGCUUUAAAUAGCCGUGCAGGUUUAGUGGGUAAUUUACAUAGCCGUGCAGGUUUAGUGGGUGCUUUACAUAGCCGUGCAGGUUUAGUGGGUGCUUUACAUAGCCGUGCAGGUUUAGUGGGUGCUUUACAUAGCCGUGCAGGUUUAGUGGGUGCUUUACAUAGCCGUAUAGGUUUAGUGGGUAAUUUACAUAGCCGUGCAGGUUUAGUGGGUACUUUACAUAGCCGUGCAGGUUUAGUGGGUACUUUACAUAGCCGUGCAGGUUUAGUGGGUACUUUACAUAGCCGUGCAGGUUUAGUGGGUAAUUUACAUAGCCGUGCAGGUUUAGUGGGUGCUUUACAUAACCGUGCAUGUUUAGUGGGUACUUUACAUAGCCGUGCAGGUUUAGUGGGUGCUUUACAUAGCCGUGCAGGUUUAGUGGGUGCUUUACAUAGCCGUGCAGGUUUAGUGGGUGCUUUACAUAGCCGUGCAGGUUUAGUGGGUACUUUACAUAGCCGUGCAGGUUUAGUGGGUGCUUUACAUAGCCGUGCAGGUUUAUUGGGUGCUUUACAUAGCCGUGCAGGUUUAGUGAGUGCUUUACAUAGCCGUGCAUGUUUAGUGGGUACUUUACAUAGCCGUGCAUGUUUAGUGGGUACUUUACAUAGCCGUGCAGGUUUAGUGGGUGCUUUACAUAGCCGUGCAGGUUUAUUGGGUGCUUUACAUAGCCGUGCAGGUUUAGUGGGUGCUUUACAUAGCCGUGCAUGUUUAGUGGGUACUUUACAUAGCCGUGCAGGUUUAGUGGGUGCUUUACAUAGCCGUGCAGGUUUAGUGAGUGCUUUACAUAGCCGUGCAGGUUUAGUGGGUACUUUACAUAGCCGUGCAGGUUUAGUGGGUGCUUUAUAUAGCCGUGCAGGUUUAGUGGGUGCUUUACAUAGCCGUGCAUGUUUAGUGGGUACUUUACAUAGCCGUGCAGGUUUAGUGGGUGCUUUACAUAGCCGUGCAGGUUUAGUGGGUGCUUUACAUAGCCGUGCAGAUUUAGUGGGUACUUUACAUAGCCGUGCAGGUUUAGUGGGUGCUUUAUAUAGCCGUGCAGGUUUAAGUGGUAUAAAGUCUGUAAUGAUGUGGAUACAUGGAGGGGGUUUAAUGUCUGGUUCUGGAACUGAGAUGUAUGAUGCCACUAUUCUAUCUGCAUUGAAUGACGUCAUCGUGGUUACUAUCAACUAUCGUUUGGGACUGUUUGGCUUACUCAGUACAGGUGAUGAAGAAGUACCCGGCAAUGUUGGUUUUUUAGAUCAAGUAGAAGCACUUCGUUGGAUUCAACAGAAUAUUGCAGCAUUCGGUGGUGAUUCUUCCAGAGUUACAAUAUUUGGUCAGAGUGCUGGUGGUGGAAGUGCACAUAUUCACACCAUAUCUCCUCUAAGUAAAGGAUUGUUUAAGAGAGCUAUUAUACAGAGUGGUUCUGCAUCCUUGCCUGGAAUGUGGCAAUAUAAUACAACAUUGUCUAACCUGAUUGCCCAUGGUGUUGGCAAAAUUGUUGGAUGUGACGAGAAUACUUCCAAGGAUUUAGUUGAUUGUAUUCGUAAUGUACCAGCUGACCAGUUAAGAAAUAUAUCAGACCCAUCAAAUGGUUUACUUGCUAAUGCACUUGGAAUGCCUGGAGUUCAAUUUGCAUUUCUUCCUACAAUCGAUGGAUAUUUUAUUACGGAGGAUCCAAUGGAUACAAUUUUUAAAAAGAAGGCAUUCAAUGACGUGGAUUUGAUGAUAGGUACAGUUUCCAAUGAAGGAAUGAUGUAUCUCUUCUCCCUCUUUCCAGAUGCAGAAAGCGAAGGUCCUCUGACAUUAAACAAGACUACAUACGAGGCAAUGUAUCCCCAUUUCUUCUUUACUAUACAGCCAAAUGAAGCAGUGUUAGAUAUGACUAAACUACUGUACGUUGACUGGGCUCAUGUUGAUGAAGAAAACGCCAAUUAUUUAGAUGCAUUAAGCCAGAUGACAAGUGAUGUAUUCUUUAUAUGUCCCAUUAACCGUGCAGUACGUGCCGGUGUUGAAGCCGGACUCAAUACAUACGUAUAUCAAAUGACACAUGUACCUGCAAUGACAAUAUGGCCUUUGAAAACUGGCACAGCCGUGCAUGGUGAUGAACUAGGAUUUGUUUUCGGUUACAACAUGCUUUCCGAGAAACAGAUGGUACUUGGCGGAGAUAACACAACCAUGUUUAAAUGGACUACAAGUGAAGUAGAUGCUGAGCUGUCUUUACAAAUCAUGACAUACUGGACUAAUUUUGCUAAAACUGGUAAUCCUAAUCUCAGUUCACUGAGUGACGAAUCAAAUGACGAUGAUUGGCCAAUGUUCACCAUACCUGGUUUAGCAUAUAGAGAGUUAUCACCAUCCAUGGUGAAUCGUUAUGCAUUAAAGGCAAGACAAUGUGUAUUCUGGGAUGAAUUUGUACCAAAACUUCUGCAGUAUUCUGGCGAGUCAUGUGACCAGAAAGAAAAUUCUAUAUGUACUUCUGCUGCCGCCCUGGUGAUCUCUUCGGCAGCAGUGCAUCUAUUUUGUUGUACUGCUGUAGCACUGAAAGUGAUUCUUCCCUUGUGA